This is a messenger RNA of Recurvomyces mirabilis, 2082 nucleotides long. RefSeq lists its product as uncharacterized. The coding region runs from base 1 to 2082 and encodes 693 amino acids. The record is from RefSeq and is a predicted model, not a curated record. The transcript has a single exon. NCBI's taxonomy places the organism in Eukaryota, Fungi, Ascomycota, Dothideomycetes, Mycosphaerellales, Teratosphaeriaceae.
AUGUCGGUUUCACCAACCGCAACCUCUGAUCCUUUUGUCGAUACAAACUCGAACUUCACAGCGAUCAACGGCACCAAUCGUGAAGCACUUCGCGAAGAGCACACCAAGAACUUCGACAACUACUACAUUGACGACACGAUUGUGCGCGAGCCGUACGUCGAGCCAUCUCCGAAAGUCAAGAAGACUCGCGGCAAGAAGCGGGCUGCCGACGUCAGCGACCCUUCAGACAAGAACGCUGAACCUUCGAAGAAGAUGAAAAUUGCGACCAAGGAGACUUCGUCAAGCUCUGCUGAAGGCGACGUCACUUCAGAAGAGACUCAAGUUCGUCGCUCCGGCCGCUCCACUGCAGGGCAGAAGCGCAAAGCCGACGACUUCGCCACCGAACAGCCUAUCACGCCAGAAUCGCCGCUUGCCAAGAAGUCGAAGCCGUCUGCAAACGCCACGAGCAAAGUCGGAGGCAAGGCAGUCGACAUGGAGCCUGUAACGCCACCUCGAAAGCGUCCAGCCAGUAUCACCCGCACUCUUCGUACCGAGCGCAAGUAUCCGAAGACUCGCACGCCCUCCUUGCAGCUUGCCAAGAAGACUGAAGUCACGCUCGCCGACGAUUCAGACGCCGAGCUCAAAGCCGAGAGUCUAGAGCCCAGCGAUGCUGAAGAGUCUGCUGUCAAGUCUUCUCGUGCUUCUGGCAAACAGACACCAUGCAAGAAAGAAGUCAAGAGUGCCGUGCCUAGCGACUACAAAGGCAUCGCCACUAGUCUGGGAACGACAUCAGAGAAGCCUGACAAUGCCCCACUCGACCAUCCUUGGGCUUGUGCUAAUCGUGCCUGCUGCUCCGGCAUGACUUGGUACCACCGCGAGUCCAAAGGCAGUGACGGCUUCGGACGCAAGACCAUCUCCCAAUUCUUUGGCCGCAACAAGAAGGAGACUCAUCGUAUCGACGGCGAUGUCUGGCACACGUACUGUCGCAAAGACUACCAGCGGAUGUACUACAAGGCAAUCCGUGCUGAAGGUGGCGAGUACAAGUGGCACAUGGACAAUCUCAACCAGCAGUUCAUCCGUCUCAAGCUGUGGCGUCCCGAGGCUACCUUCACAGUUGGGCUCAGCAAGAAGAUGGGUGAGAAGGCCAGCGAGUGGCAUCGAAUCUUACGCAAGCAUAAGAGUGACAAGGGUGCCGCCAAGGUUGAGUUCGACAAGCACAAGACGUGGGGUGUCAAGGAAGCCAAGGUGUCGAAGCGCAAGACUGUCAAGACGUCCACGCCAGAAGACUCUUUCCCUGUCGACUUCGUCGAUCAGUUCUCGGCUACGUGCUGCAAGAGUGAUGUCGACUACGAUGGCAUCGAGGACACGAUGCACUAUCUGCAGGAUCUGUACGACGAUGAAACUCUGAUGCACAUGCCGCCGAUUGAGUUUCUGAUCAGCGAUGUGAAGAAGGGCGAGACUGUCAAUGAUCCGAAGAAGAACUAUCAGCUUUGGAUUGAUGAGAUGGAGAAUGAGACCCCGUCAGAGGCAGAAGCUGAUGGGGCUGAAGAGGCCGAGGAUGGUGCUGCGGCUGAGAAAGCUGACAGCGGCGAGGAGAUCAAGGUUGAGCCCACUGCCAGCGAGGUCGAGCCCACUGCCAGCGAGGUCGAGCCCACUGCUAGUGACGACGAGGGCUCUGACAUCCGCGUUGCUGCUCCUCUAAGCCAGAUCAGAAAUGAUCCGGACUUCUUCGGCCAUCUGCAAGAACUCACCGCCAAGUUUGCCGCCGCCUCCAAGCACGCCCAUCACGACGAUGAAGACGACAGCGCUGCCUCCGAAGCCGAUCAAAGCGAUGAUGAAGCAGAGGAGAUCAUCAUAUCCCAGGCUCGUAGACCCAGCCACACCGAGUACAGCACCAGCUCCAUUGUCAACUCUAUCGAACAGUCAGUCCCCGCUCCCGCUCCUCUGCCCCUCUACACGCCACCGAAACCCAUCGUCAAGAAGCCUUUCAAGCUGACUCCUGUCGAUCCAACAGGCCGAUAUGAGCGGCUAUCGACUACACUCGGUUCUAAGCCGGGUAAUGGUAGGACACCGCCGGUGGUUGAUCGGAUCGUUAAGCAUUAG